AUGGCUCGUCAAGGUAUCCAGUUCAGGUCAAGCAUCGAUCACUGCCUGUUAACUGAUCCAGAUGGAAUUGGAGUAUUCAUUCUCUAUUUCAAGCCUUUGACUUCUUCUCUUACCGACAUGGUAUACCUAGAGACCGUACCAUAUUUUCAGAAAAAGAAAAAAGAGAGAAAAACUUCUUCUGAGCAAGGCCAGCUAAUUUUUGAACAUCCCGACGAAAGACAAGUGAGAUGUUGCAAACACUUCGAGAAAUCGAAAAUUUCAUGA
Molecule: messenger RNA, 264 nt
Organism: Oldenlandia corymbosa var. corymbosa
Lineage: Eukaryota; Viridiplantae; Streptophyta; Magnoliopsida; Gentianales; Rubiaceae
Source: the annotation of a GenBank genome assembly